Maniola jurtina (meadow brown) is the source of this 4143-nucleotide messenger RNA. It is a transcript of the gene Nep3, whose product is annotated as endothelin-converting enzyme homolog. Gene Ontology annotation, biological process: protein processing. The record is from RefSeq and is a predicted model, not a curated record. Lineage: Eukaryota; Metazoa; Arthropoda; Insecta; Lepidoptera; Nymphalidae. The transcript has 14 exons. Gene Ontology annotation, molecular function: metalloendopeptidase activity. Gene Ontology annotation, cellular component: plasma membrane. Bases 194 to 2716 code for a protein of 840 amino acids.
AACUGAAAAUUAUACCAAAAGGGACCGACUAUAGUUGGAAUAUACAGUUCUACUCAACUGACUGCAAAUUCAAAGAUUCAAAACUAAUUUUCAAAGAUAAUAAAAACAUCAGUCAAAGAAGAAAAAGAAAACUAGAAACUUGUAAAAAGUACCUAUAUUCCAGUAGGACUUCGAAACUGGCUUGGGAAAGAAAAUGUCUGUCAAUUUUGACUCCUCGACAUCUUCAAGCGCUACUCCCGAAGAUACUCCAUCAUCAUCACCAUCACCAGGCCCUGAAACUGUGAACAAGUUCAACUGGCUGAAGCAUGCAAAGAGUGCAAGGAACAACCCGUUUGUGAAAGCUCGCCCGUCUUUGGACAGAGAGAGUUCUACUGCAGAGUUGUUUUCCAGAGAAAAUUCCAGUUCCGACUUUUUCCAGAAUUCCACGAUCAAUUUGUUUGAUACGGCUCCGAAGCCGGAAGCCACGCAGAGUUACGGCAAGGGUGUCUCGUUAAUAGGAUGGCAUCAACGCACGAAGUUAGAAAGAGUACUUCUAGUCACGACUGCUGUUCUCCUGGUAGCGACCUUACUCACCACUGCAGUGUUGCUGACAAUGCGGGGACCUUCGUACAUACCCGUGCCGCCCUGCUACCAGCCUGAACCAAGAGAAAGCGACGUCUGUCUAUCAAGUUCCUGUAUCUAUACGGCAAGCGAAGUGAUUCGAGCAUUGGAUGAAACCCAGCAUCCUUGCGAUGACUUUUAUGAAUUCGCCUGUGGAGGGUGGAUAAGGAACAACCCGAUACCUGAAGGGAAAUCCACUUGGGGCAUCUUCAGUAAGAUUGAACUGCAGAAUCAACUUAUCAUCAGAUCUGCUAUAGAGAAAGUCAACAUAACCGACCCAUCACGACCAGACGCAGAAGGCAAAGCGCGUGUUUACUAUGACGCCUGCAUAGAUACUAACGAGACAAUCGAGAAGUUGGGAGAGAAACCUCUCAUCAACAUUAUCAAGAAGUUAGGGGGAUGGCACAUACUUUCUAACACCAUGAUCAAACAGCAUAAAUGGGACCUUCAGAAGUUGCUGCAAGAUGUACAAAAUACAUACAAUUUGGGUGGACUUUUUAACUGGGCGGUUACAGAAGAUGACAGAAAUUCAUCUAAACACGUUAUUGUACUCGAUCAAGGCGGUCUAAAUCUACCAACACGUGACAACUAUUUGAACAAAACAGCACACAAGAAAGUUUUAGACGCAUACUUAGACUAUAUGACAAGAAUAUGUGUGUUACUCGGUGCUAAUAAAACUGAGGCACGCGAACAAAUGAGCAAAGUCAUCAAAUUUGAGACUGAUCUGGCAAAUAUAACUAUACCUUCAGAAGAUAGGCGGGAUGAAGAAGGGUUAUACAAUCCGUAUACAAUACAGCAGUGGCAGAAAGUUGCUCCAUUUCUCAAUUGGUCUAUGUUCUUUAAUGACGCAUUCAAGCUAGUUAAUAGAACGAUUUCCGACAAUGAAACAAUAGUAGUAUACGCUCCCGUAUAUUUCAAGAAUCUUACAAAAGUCUUGAGAAAAUACAGUAAAACGGAAGAAGAUCAGAGGACUAUCACGAGUUACAUGAUGUGGCAAGUGUCGAGAUCUCUAUCGACGUAUCUAUCCAAAUCCUUCCGCGACGCGACCAAGAUAUUAAGGAAAGCGCUGUUUGGAUCUGAAGGCACGGAAGAAUCUUGGAGAUACUGUGUUACCGAUACCAAUAAUGCUAUUGGUUUCGCGGUAGGAGCGAUGUUUGUUCGAGAAGUAUUCCACGGUGAAGCGAAGACCCAGGGCGAGAUCAUGAUCGACAACAUCCGAGCGGCCUUCAAGCGACAUCUCAAGGAAUUGGAGUGGAUGGAUGCUGAGACGAGGGAAGCGGCCGAAACUAAAGCUGAUGCUAUUACUGAUAUGAUAGGUUUUCCAGACUACAUCCUGAACAAAGAUGAAUUAGACAAGCAGUACGAAGAACUAGAAGUGAAGCCUAACGAAUACUUUGACAAUAAUAUCGCCUUCAACGUUUUCAGUCUCAAACACGAUCUAAGGAAGUUGGACCAACCUGUUAAUAAAACUAAAUGGGGCAUGACACCAUCAACAGUCAAUGCAUACUACACUCCAACAAAGAACCAGAUCGUUUUCCCUGCUGGUAUUCUGCAAUUGCCCUUUUACGACGGAGACAAUCCCAAAAGUGUGAACUAUGGAGCAAUGGGAGUCGUUAUGGGGCACGAAUUGACUCAUGCGUUCGAUGACCAAGGCCGAGAGUAUGAUAGGUUUGGCAAUCUAAACCGGUGGUGGAACAACGCAACGAUAGCGCGAUUCAAAAACCGAACUCAGUGCAUACAGAAGCAGUACUCCAAUUAUAUGAUGGAGGGACAGCAUCUGAAUGGAAAACAAACUCUUGGUGAAAAUAUAGCAGACAAUGGUGGACUCAAAGCAUCUUUCCAUGCUUACCUAGACUACAGCAAAACUGCCAAAGUAAACCUUACUCUACCUGGAUUAAAGUACAAUCAUCGGCAGCUGUUCUUCAUAUCGUUUGCUCAGGUAUGGUGUUCCGCAAUGACGAAAGAAUCAACAAAGAUGCAAAUAGAAAAAGACGACCAUACCGUCGCGAAAUUCCGCGUCAUCGGACCAAUAUCGAACCUUCGAGAAUUCUCCGAGGAAUUCAACUGCCCUGUGGGAUCCAAGAUGAAUCCGAAGCAGAAAUGUGAGGUAUGGUAGAGUUAUAAAACCACCAUGGAUAUAUGGUAUCAAUCAUGCUUCGCGGGUUAAGAUGCAGUGGGGUGUGAAAUAUUUUGUAUAUCGUGAGCAUAGGUGAAAUAAAAUGUUUAUUUUUUAAAAUAUGUAAGAUGUUAGAGUCCGAGCUUGAUUAUUAUUUUAUAAGCCUUAUAAAUCAAGACGAUUAGAUUUUUUCCGAUAGUCAAUACGAAUUAAAACAAUAAUGAAUAGUCAUAGCUCAAUAUUCUGGCAACAGGUUUCAGAAUCGGUUUCAAACGUUAUAACAUUUUGUGGUUGACAAAUAGUUACACAAAAUAUAAACGACAUUGUAAGAAUUGAUGUACUGGUAAUAAGAAUUUUAAGAUUUCAGUACUUAUACGAAAAACGUUUUAUUUUACGAUUUUAACGCAAUUAAAAAGUAAUGCAAAUGAAGAUCUUUAUUUAGUAAAUUUAAUAGAUGUGCCAAAUUUAUUUUAAUUUUAUUUAAGUAAGUAUUUAUUUCAAAUAUGUUUCGAUAAAACAAAUAAAAUAGCACCACUCGAGAGCUUAGCAGUGUUAAAACGGGUAUAUAGAUUUAGUCGUAGUUAUAAACAAGUUUUAAGUAAGAGCAGAAUAAGUACAAUAAUAUUUUCUACGACCUUGUUAAGCGCAUUAUACGCGGCCAAUCUUGCUGUACGUCUCCCCAACUUUAUGAAAAAUAACAAUGAAUAUCCUCGACAAUCGACAUAGUAUAUCGUUUAGGAAUAAAUAUUUAUUGUUAAUUACUGAUAUCCGUCGAGCCUAUUUAUAUUCGUUUUUCAUCGAGCAUCUUGGUAGGACGUACGAUGUUAGAGGUAUUCAUAAAUGGUCAAUGGAUUCAAGUAACUAGUUAACAAUUUGAAUGUGUGAAAUUUUGUUUAUGCAAAUCUGAACUUGAAUAAUUUCUGGUCCAUCCAAGGGGAUUUAAAAAGAAAAAAACCAUUUAUAAUUUUAUUUUAAGAACAGUUAAAAAAACUUGGACAUUACCUCUUCCGUGCGCCCUAACUUAUUGUUUUGUUUAAAAGGUUAGCGCACACUACGGCAGGCCGAACCGAUGUAUAAAAUAAAUUUUGCACCUGAAAGCCGGGUCAAUCUUUUAACAGGGUUUAAUGAACUGAUUUGGAUCAAAAUCCAUAGCUACUGAGCUGAGAAAUUAGUCCAAAUCAGGUAAAAAACUUAAAGAUUUAUUUUUACGUAAUAAGAAUUUUAAGUUAAGAUUUCAAUAAACAAAAUAGUGAAAAAGAGCCAGUUUAGAGAACACUAUUUUAUUUUAAUUUGGAAAACAAUGGUAUUAUAAUAAUUAUUAUAUUAAUGGAUGGCUUAUUAGUCACAAUAGGGAGGACGGUGUAUAAAAAAUGUAAUUUUACAUAAGAUUCUUGUCUUCUAGAAAAUCCUGUAAGGUAUAAUUUUUG